AUGUUCGAGAAUCUUUGCACGCUCCCACUCUCAUCGGAGCUGUUCGCCCAAGCGAUACAUCCGUCUGAACCAAUUCUUUCAGUUGGCCUGUCCAGCGGUCACGUUCAAUCGUUUCGCCUUCCAGCAGUGGGUUCCACCGAGGGCGAUGACGAGGGAAACACCAGUAUUUUGUCCACCGGCACAAGCACAAUAGACACAGAAUGGCGCACGCGAAGACAUCAGGGAAGCUGUAGAAGCUUAGCAUAUAGCGGAGAUGGAGAAGUUCUUUACUCUGCUGGCACAGAUGGCAUUCUGAAAGUAGCUUCAUCCACCACCGGACAGGUCAUAACAAAAAUUCUUACACCCUUCGAUCCUAUCUCCAACUCCCCAGAUCCGCCGACCUUAAUCCAUGCGCUCUCUCCACAAACACUGCUUCUGGCAACAGACUCCGCGGCAUUACAUCUGUACGAUCUACGAACACCCUCAACUUUCAGCAAGGCAAAGCCAAGUCAGACACACCGACCUCACGAGGACUACAUCUCUUCCUUAACGCCUCUACCACCGACCGAUGCGAGUACAAGCGGAUUUAGCAAGCAAUGGGUAACAACUGGAGGCACGACCUUGGCAGUUACAGAUUUGCGCCGCGGGGUUUUGGUCAAAAGUGAGGAUCAGGAAGAUGAACUGCUUUGCAGUGUAUUUGUUGGUGGACUGCCUUCAAGGCCCGGGCGUAGCAAGGGUGAAAAGGUGUUGGUAGGAAGCGCAAUUGGAGUUUUGACAUUAUGGGAACGAGGUGUCUGGGACGAUCAAGACGAGAGAAUUAUUGUCGAUGCAGGAAUUGGAGGCGGAGACAGUCUGGACUCGUUGAUUGCUAUGCCAGAUGGAGUAGGCGAUGGUGGCAAGAACGUGGUUGUUGGUGUGGGAGACGGCACAAUCAGAAUCGUCCAGCUUGGUCCAAAUAAAUUGGUAGGGGAACCACUGAGACACGAUGAGAUUGAAUCAGUCGUAGGCCUCGGAUUUGAUGUCGGCGGAAGGCUGAUUAGUGGUGGAGGCUCGAUCGUCAAAGUGUGGCAGGAGAAAAUGUCACUUGAUGACGAGGAUGAAGAGGACUCGGAAGAAGAAGAAGUCGCGCCAAAGAAGAGAGCUGCGGAUGGAAGUGACUCUGACGAAGACAGUGAUGACGAUAGCAGUGAUUCUGAGAGAGAUCGAAAACGGCAGAAGAAGAGGAAGAAGACGAAAGCCAAGGGCGCCAACGCUGGGAAUGGUAUUCUUAAAUUCAAGGGAUUGGAAUAG
This is a messenger RNA of Glarea lozoyensis ATCC 20868, 1269 nucleotides long. Its product is annotated as WD40 repeat-like protein. The record is from RefSeq and is a predicted model, not a curated record. Bases 1 to 1269 code for a protein of 422 amino acids. Lineage: Eukaryota; Fungi; Ascomycota; Leotiomycetes; Helotiales; Helotiaceae. The transcript is spliced from 2 exons. Gene Ontology annotation, molecular function: protein binding.